Molecule: messenger RNA, 3213 nt
Organism: Cheilinus undulatus (humphead wrasse)
Lineage: Eukaryota; Metazoa; Chordata; Actinopteri; Labriformes; Labridae
Exons: 8
Coding region: 171-1313 (380 amino acids)
Source: RefSeq, a predicted model, not a curated record
CGUGAAUGCCGCAGGAACUCACCGAGUAGGAUCCAACCGUUAACAGUCUCCUUACUGAACAGAUGGUGGUGAAGAAACAUUAACAAAAACUCCGUCACUGCCACAGAUUUGUCUCUGCUCUCAUCCAACAUGCAGAGAAAAAGCUGCAAAGAAACGGUCAGAGUUUAAACAUGACCAUCCAGCAGGCGUUCAUCUGGGUCUUCUUCCUCUCUCUGCAGGGAGGAAGCUCUAAUUUCCUCGAGGACCAAACCACAUCAUAUGUUCCAUACGUCAGAACUGAAGGAGAGGAUGUAACCAUGGACUGUCCCACUUCUUCAGGCUCCAGUCCAAAGUUCUUCUGCAGAGAGGAGUGCACAGAGAAAGACAUCCUGAUAAGCUCGGCAGAUCCCAGCACUUGGACAGGCAAAUACGGUAUCAUGUGGACUAGUGUGACACCAGAGACACCAGAUAAAGGGAUUUUCAAAGUGAAAAUCUCUCAGCUGACCAAGUCAGAUUCAGGCCUGUACCGGUGUGGCGUGGGUGGAUCUACAUCGUCAGCAUCAUACACGUACAUCGAACUCAUAGUUGUAGACGUGAUGCUGAACGGUCAGAGGAAACAUGCAUCCAUCUCCAUGAAGCCUGGAGGAAACUUGGUGGUUGACUGCUACAUUGAAUCCCAACUACCUGUCACAAGUUUCUUCCUCUGCACCCCAGAAGAGUGUUUGAACAUUCCCAUCAUUAUGACGCAGUUCACUGUGCUGAUCGGAAGAUUCACCUUCACAUAUAUAGACAUUACAAGAGCCAAAUGUAUGUAUGUGAGCAUCUCAAAGCUGAAGGAGUCGGACUCAAGAACCUACCGCUGUGGUCUGAAACUGCUCGGGCAGAUGAAGGAGAGAUCAUUCCAUCUGUCCGUCACAGACGCUUUAAAACCAAAGCUGGAAACUUCAACAUCAAUCCCAACAUCCACAGACAGCGCCAAGAGUCCUGAACCAGGAAGCCCCUCUCCCACACCAAAACCCACAAACAUCACUCAACCAUCUGCACAAGCCACAUCAGACGGUCUGGUGUAUGUGCUCGUGGUUCUUGUCAUCAUCAUCAUCGUCUUGGGGUUGGCGCUUAUUCUAGUCUUUACUCACAGGAACAUCAGACCUCUGGGUUUGAACUGCAGAGGACAGAGAGACAGCUUGAACAUGGAGAUCCCAGCUUAUGAAAACCAUCUCCCCACCUCUGGGAUUGAAGAGUCCGUCUACGAGAGUUUAGAUCAAGCCAACACAGAGCAAAGCUACUCCACACUCGGCUACAGAUCACAGGAUGCUGCUAAAAGUUGUCCUUAGGAUAUUUACCCAUAAAUUAUACUAUGGCUGUUGGAACAAAUUUUGGGCGUUGAAUAUGAUUUGAAUUUUAGAAUGCCUUUGGAACAUUUUUCAUUGUUGACCAACAGUGCUAAAAUAACUGAGAGACCUCUAAAUGAUGCAGCUGGCCGUGUGAACCACCCAUUAUUUCUCCAUUGCAAUCUGUAAAGCAUUGAAGGAGGGCCCUCUAGUGGAGAAAUGUGUAACUACAUAGUGAUUAAGGCACUGGCAACUGAAAUUUUUGUAUGUAUGUAUUGAUUAAAUGAUAAUAUAUGUGCAUAAAUAUUCUAUCAUUCAAAAUCUGCAAAUAAUAAAUUAAUUAUACUACAUAACAUGCACAUUAACCACAUAAGAUUAUGAAUUAUAAGUUGUGUACUGAUAUUUAUUUUUAGGGGAUUUUGGAAUAAUGUUUAUCACAGCUGGGUCACGUUGAUCAGCCAAAGCAGACACAACUGAAGUCAUUUUUGACAAAGCCAGUGGUCUUCCAGAGAAUCAAAUAAAGGUUACUGUUUAUGCUGAAGUACUUACGUUAACUUUGGUUUUAACAAUGUAAUUUUUAGCAAAUGUAGUUAAAGUUAUAGUAGCUACAUUAGCUACAUAGAUGGCAAAGCUAAAUUAGCUUAAGCAGGCUUAGCGUAAGCUAACAAAGCAGGUGUAGCUUCCUUAGCUCUAGCUACUUUAGCUAUGUUACCCCUGUAGUGUUGAGAGAAUUGACAUUCUGGUGUUAUUACAUUACUGUCCUGAAGCUGAAAGAACAGUACCAUGGCUUAAUGCUCCUUUAUUGAGGCUUGUUAAACAUUUAUCCUAAGGUGAUAUAACAGAGUAUGACAUGUCUUAAAUCUGCCCUGGCAGCAGGCAGGUUUAUUUUCGUAUGUGGUUUUAAGUUGUUUUUUUUCUCUCUCUCUAUUGUUCCAUGGCAAUAGAAGGGUGUACAAAGGAUAUCCACUUAAAAUGGUAAUAACAAAAAAACAACAUUGCGACUCGCAGAGGUGCGAAGAGCUUCUUGAUGAUGCGAGCACGUUUUUGUAAACAUGAUGUUACAUAAUGGAGACAAGUAGAGGUGAAACCUCUUGGUGAAAUUCUAAGCACAGCAAGGGGGUUUUUGCUUUGGGUGAACUUCCUUUACCUCGGCAGGUGACCUUUUGGAUGAACUUUGAGAUCUGGUAAACUAUAGUGACCUUAUAAAUGCUAAACUUAAAUUCAACAUAGGGUUUCCCCCUAAAGUCGGGUUUCAAAGAUUACCUUUCCUGGAAGUCACAGUACAGGUGGAGACCUAGCGUACCUUAUAAAAAGGCCUCAAAAGUCCAACCAUAGGUUCCGAUUGGCAUGUACCUGUUCUUCGGUCCUGAGACCUUCUGUGGGCGAUCGGUGAUACCUCCUAUCAGUGAACAAACCAGUUAAGGGUCAUUACUACUUGUAAGUGGAAAGGAAACUCCUCUACAAACGAGGGUGUGAACAGACACUAACAAGUACUACCCAACAGCUGUUAAACGUCAGGGAGACCCAUGCUGGUAUUUUGCUCACCGAAGGUUGAGUCAGCUGAUGAGAGUAAACAGUCUCCUUGGUCCGGGAUGCAGGACUAAAUUUGACCGAAUCUAUCUUUUUUGGUUUCAACUCGUGAGUUUUUAACCUUUUUGAAUUUUUGGUGCCUAUAUUCUCAUUUUGAAACAAUAUGUUUUGUUUUUGCUUUAAAAUUGAAUUUUAAAUCUUUUCUUGUUCAUGUAAUCAUUUAAAUUUUCAUAUAAUCCAUUUUCUUUGCUGUUGAUGCCUGUACUCCUCAAUGAAAUUUGCUGAGUCUAAUCAACUCAGGUUUUAUUUUUGAAUUUCUUGAGUAUUUUUUGUACAUAUUUUUGCUAAAGCUUUGUCAAAAUAAAAAGGUUUU